GCGGCCCGGCGGUGGAAGUUGCGCUGCAGGGGUGGGACUUUCUUUCUGCAGUCGGUCGGUCGAGGGUUGAGCUGCGGCGCACACAGAAAUGCCUCUGGCAGCAGCUUCUCAGACUCCAGCGAGCAGCAGCACAAACACACGGACACCUCCGAGUGCAAGAUAAAUCCUCCUCCUCCUUCUCCUCCUCUUCAUCAUCAUCGUUCCGCUCAUCUUCCUCACACUCCUCCCCAUCUUCCGGGGGGAGUGUGUGUGAACGCCGUCUUCCCUCCCCUCCUCCACCCCCGGGAUACACAGACCGGACCGGCACCGGUGUCAUUGCAUGGAGAGAGGUGCCUGAAGAAGGGAGAGCGGUGGAGUUGGUCUACCCCCCUCCUCCUCCUCCUCCUCCUCCUCUUCCUCCUCCUUCCUCCCUACUGCACCAAAAGAAAACUCCGGGCUGGCUGCAGCACCAUGUCCUCCGCUCAAAGUGGGGAUAUAUCAGGCUACCAUCUGAGUGUGGUGCGUAACCCGCCCGGCUGGGAGGUGGGGAUCUACCUGGUGGGUUUCUUCGUGCUGCUGGGUGUGGCCGGGCUCAACAUCUGGAAGUUGUGGAAAUCUGGAACCUUCCCCGCGCCGUCCCCCUUCCCCAACUUUGACUAUCGAUAUCUGCAAGAAAAAUAUGGAACCUCCUUCUCAGAAGUCAGACAAAAGCGAGUGGCUGCCAACAACCACCGGCGAACCUCCACCACCUCCAGCCGCAAACCCAGCCUGGCCCUGGGCGACACCCCAGACGGUUUCAGGGACCUGGGCCACCUGGAGCUGAUGAGCAGGGAGCUGGACCCGACAGGCAUGGCCCAGCUAAACCGCUCCAUCUCCACCGACUCGCUCAGCUCCAUCUCCUCCAUCGCCAACAACUUCGGCCACGACUUCACGGUCGGCCAGCUGGAGGUGACGCUCGAGUUUGAGCCGUCCAGGCAUCCGGGCCACGGGACGGGACUGCUCCACAUCACUCUGCACCAGGGCAAAGACCUGCUGGAAAAAGAGGAGGGAGACUUCCCAGGCUGCUUCAUCAGAGUGUCCCUGGGGCCGGAGGAGAUCAAUGUGGGAGUCACAAGGGUCCAGACGAAUGCAUUCACCGUGAUUUUCGAUGAGCACUUCUCCAUCCCCAUGGACUCGUCCUUCCUGGAGGAGUACAGCCUGCGUUGUGCCGCUUUCGGUAUCGAUGCUGACGAGAGAAACAUCAGCGCAGGGAUAGCAGAUCUCAAGCUGUCAGACCUGGACCUGACCAUCAGACCGUUCAACGCCUGGCUCUACCUUCAAGAUGUCAAUAAGGCUGUGGAUGCAGUUGGGGAGAUCCUGUUGUCUCUCAGCUAUUUGCCGACAGCAGAGCGCCUCACAGUGGUUGUUGCCAAGUGCAAGAACCUGGUGUGGACCAACAGCAAGAACACAGCAGAUCCGUUUGUCAAAGUGUAUCUCCUGCAAGACGGCAGGAAGAUCAGCAAGAAGAAGACUUCCACCAAAAGGGACGACACAAACCCCAUCUUCAAUGAAGCCAUGAUCUUCUCUGUGCCGUCCAUCGUCCUGCAGGAACUCUCUCUGAGGGUGACAGUGGCAGAGGCCACAGACGACGGCCGGGGCGAGAACCUCGGCCAUGUGAUCAUCGGCCCUGAAGCCAGCGGGAUGGGGAUCACCCACUGGAACCAGAUGCUGGCCACUCUGAGGAAGCCCGUGUCCAUGUGGCACCCUCUGCGCAGGAUCUAGCCCUCUUUGCCCUCGUGCAAACCCGACCUGUUUCAAGUAAAACACUCGCUUCUUCACCUUCCUUUCACCUCUCCCCUUAUUUGGUGCCAUGCUCAGAUCUGUUUUAAGUAAGAUAAGAGUUUUUGGCACACAGGAGGAUUCUGUGUGGGGUAUGUGUCGCUCUGCUGGUGUGUAAGCAAUUGGAGUAAACAACACCUUCUCUUCAUGUAAGGGGGAGGAAUCUGAAAAGCCAGUGUUUGACUCUGAACAGGGUGUUUUUAUUGAUCCGUGGGUCGAUUAUACGCUUAAAUCCUGUCCUUAGUAUUUGGCUUCAUUCUGGCUUGGUUGCAUUGUGUGUGUGAGGGUGGAAGGAGCAGUGUAUUUCCAAAAUUACCCAAAUUACACACUGAAAGUAAUGAUGAGUUUUCGAAUGGCUCACCUUCUACGUCCUUACCUUGUCCUCUUGGAUUGAGAAUUGUGCUAAAUCCCAAUUCUCCACAGGAGAAGACAUGGAUAUGUGGAUACCUUUUCCUGUCUCAAAAGUCUCUGGUGCAUUGUAUGAGGGUGGAAGGGGCAACACAUAUCCCAAAUAACCCAAAUUACACACUGAAAGUUAUUGAUGAGUUUUCAAUUGGUGUCCAUCCUGCGUUCUUACCUUGUUCCCUUGGCUUGAGAAUUGUGCUGAUUCUCCCUAACAGCAAAAGAGACAUGAAUAUGUGCAUAGUUUUCCCCUGACAGCAGAGGGGAUAUGGAUUUGUGGAUGGUUUUCCCAUCUUAGUAGUCUCGGGUACAUUAUGCAUGAGGGUGGAAGGAGCCCGGCAUAUCCCAAAUUACCCAAAUUAUACACUAAAAGUAAUAAUGAGUUUUUAAAAUGGUUUACUUCCUACAUCCUUACGUUGUCCCCUUUGCUUGAGAACUGGCCAGAACCCAGAGUCUCCAUGACAGCAAAGGAGACAUGUGAAUAGUUUUUCCCUUCUCAAAAGUCAUGGAUGUAUUGUGUAUGAGGAUGGAGCACGACAUAUCCCAAAUUACCCAAAUUAUACACUGAAAGUAACGCUGAGUUCUCAAUUGGGGUCCACUUUGCGUCCUUACGUCGUCCCCUUUGCUUGAGAGUUGUGCUGAAUCCCGAUUCUCCACGAGAGAAGACAUGAAUAUGUGGACACUUUUUCCCAUUUCAAAAGUCACAGGUACAUAAUGCGUGGGGGUGGAAGGAGCACCACAUUUCCCAAAUUACACACUGAAAUCAACUGAUAAGUUUUAAAAUGGUGUCCGUCCCAUGUUCUCACCUUGUCCCCUUGGAUUCAGAAUUGUGCUGAGUCCCAAUUCUCAAUAACAGCAGAGGGGAGAUGAGUAUGUGGAUAGUUUUUCCCUUAUUUCUCAGAUGCAUACUUCGUGUGGGUGGAAGGAGCAGUGCAUAUCCCAAAUUACCCAAAUUACACACUGGAAGUAAUGAGUUUUCAAACAGCGUGCAUCCUACGUCCUUACCUUGUCCCCUUGGCUUGAGAAUUCUCCUGAAUGCCGAUUCCCAACAAGAGGACACGUGAAUACUUUUUCACUGUCUCAAAAGUCUUGAACAGAAAACUCAAUUGGGCUUCUAUGUGAAUUUUAAUUAACGAAAGGAGCCCAGCCUCAGCAGGCGUAACCCCCCCUCUCUGCAUGGUGCCUACUCUGGUUGUAGCCUGUUCUAGCUGUCUAGAGAAUGACCGACUGGACGGAGGGGUGAUAUCGCCUCUCUUUCAGGAAAACACUCAUUUGUCUUCUCAAACCAGUCAUCGAUUGCGCCUACUUGAUUGAUUUCGUAGCGGUUUUAGAGCAGAGUUGAGUUAGCUCUAUUGGAUUUGCUUGUGUAAUUUGUUAACAGUGAGAGUGACAAAUAAUAGAGGUUUUCAUUAUUUAUUGUGCUUUUGAAAAGAAAAAAAUCCAGGGACUCUUAUCCAGGUGAAAUAAUUGUAAUUUGUAGCAGUUGUUACAGGGUGGCCAAAUCAGAUGUAAUCAGCAUAUAAAUACCACAUUACAUUGUUCUAUUUUUACCAUGAUUAAUGCAAUACAAGUUGCAUAGGCAUAUUUAACAGUGUAAAUAGUGUACUGCAACAUUCUGGUCAUUGUCAUUUUUUUCCCUCUAAAUUCUGGGUGCAAAUCAUGUUUUUCAUAGUAUUACACUUUAAUAAACAUCAGACUCCAACCUCACUUACAGAACACUAUAUUUAACACAAAUGUCAUUGCUGAUCAGUGAAUUAUUAUCAAAACACCUCUGGGAAUUUAACUUGUGAUGUAAAGUAUACUAACCCCUUUAAAUGGGUUUACAGUUCUUUUUGUCUUAGAGGAAACACCUUGAUAUUCUGAAUUAAUCCGUAGUUGUUUUUCACCAGGCACUUGUCACACUCAUUUUAGCAUUUGUCAUCAAUUAAGAUACCUGUAAACUUCGUGUUAGCACUGAGGGCGUUCCUGGUGAAAGUACGUGGAGCUACUCUGCAGCUUGACACCUGAAUAUUGCUUCAUGGGUAAAAUGAAGAUGUGACAGGGGUCUUGUAACCGUCAGAAUGUCAAGGUGGCUUUUUAUCUGUCUGAGAUAUUCUCUACAACAUUGUGCAAUAGUGCUGUUUUGUUGUAACUUUUGAAUGUGAAUUAUCACGUGAAAUAUCUGCUAACUCAAGUAUCAUCAGCCUUACGCACUGUUGUGAUUUUCCUUUCGAUCAAGCGGGACCUAGUCUGUGUUUUCGGUCGAGUUCUGAUCGCAUUCCUCACCUCACUUUGAAAAUCAAUCCAAAAAUAACACACCCGUGGUCAUAUAAUAGACAAUAUUUCCUACUGUGCCAAACAAUGAAGCAAUAUUUUCAUUUACAAUCAGCAUUUGCAUUUGAUUCAACAAAGCUGUAGCCUACAUUCGACCAUGCAUGAAGUUAUUUAGCACUUGAUGUGAAUGUGCCUCAAGAAUACAGUGUAUUGUGUGAAUGCUGUUUGAAAUAAAAGCAAUUCAACAGUAAUGGUCUGACCACG
This is a messenger RNA of Epinephelus moara (kelp grouper), 4716 nucleotides long. It is a transcript of the gene syt12, whose product is annotated as synaptotagmin XII. Gene Ontology annotation, molecular function: SNARE binding; calcium-dependent phospholipid binding; phosphatidylserine binding. Gene Ontology annotation, biological process: cellular response to calcium ion; regulation of calcium ion-dependent exocytosis; calcium-ion regulated exocytosis. The record is from RefSeq and is a predicted model, not a curated record. Bases 451 to 1740 code for a protein of 429 amino acids. Lineage: Eukaryota; Metazoa; Chordata; Actinopteri; Perciformes; Serranidae. The transcript has 8 exons.